This is a messenger RNA of Acanthamoeba castellanii str. Neff, 1332 nucleotides long. RefSeq names its product homogentisate 1,2dioxygenase. The coding region runs from base 1 to 1332 and encodes 443 amino acids. The record is from RefSeq and is a predicted model, not a curated record. Lineage: Eukaryota; Discosea; Longamoebia; Acanthamoebidae. Gene Ontology annotation, molecular function: homogentisate 1,2-dioxygenase activity. Gene Ontology annotation, cellular component: cytoplasm. Gene Ontology annotation, biological process: L-phenylalanine catabolic process. The transcript has 11 exons.
AUGGAAGGGACAGCAGCAGCUGUGCAAGACAAGUACGAGUACCUGCCAGGCUUCGGCAACCACUUCUGCUCAGAGGCGGUCAAGGGCACUCUCCCCAAGGGCCAAAACACGCCGCAGCAGUGCCCCAAGGGGCUCUAUGCCGAGCAGCUUUCCGGCACCGCCUUCACCAUGCCCCGCAAACGCAACCAAAGGAGCUGGCUCUAUCGCAUCCGCCCGUCGGUGGGCCACAAUCCGUUCAAGAAGCUGGCCCACAAGUACAUGCAGAACAACUUUGCCGACCUCUCCUUCGACCCCAACCAGCUGAGGUGGAAGCCCUUCCCCUUCCCGGCCGACGACGAGAAGGUGGACUUUGUGAUGGGCCUACGCACGCUCGCUGGGGCGGGCCACCCGUCCACGAGGACCGGCAUGGGCAUUUACAUCUACACGGCCAAUGCCGACAUGCUCGACACCGCUUUCUACAACAGCGACGGCGAUUUUCUCAUCGUGCCGCAGCAGGGUACGCUGGACAUCCAGACUGAAUUCGGAUACCUCGAAGUCAAGUCGGGCGAGAUCGCGGUCAUCCAGAGGGGCAUCAGGUUCCGCGUGGCGUUGCCGGACGGGCCUUCGCGUGGCUACAUCGCCGAGGUCUUUGAUGGACACUUUGAGAUCCCCGACCUCGGCCCCAUCGGCGCCAACGGCUUGGCCAACCCCCGGGACUUCCUUACCCCCGUGGCCGCCUACGAGGACAAGGACGAUUGCGAGUACACCAUCGUCAACAAAUUCAAUGGCGCCCUUUGGACCUGCACCCAGACUCGCUCCCCGUUCGAUGUGGUGGCAUGGCAUGGCAACUACGCCCCGUACAAAUACGAUCUGGCCCUCUUCAACGCCAUAAACACCGUCACGUUCGACCACAUCGAUCCGUCCAUCUUCACGGUGUUGACCUGCCAGACCAACACGCCGGGCGUGGCGGCGUGCGACUUUGUGAUCUUCCCGCCGCGUUGGGCCGUCGCGGAGAACACCUUCAGGCCGCCCUACUACCACCGCAACUGCAUGUCCGAGUUCAUGGGCCUCAUCAGGGGCAUGUACGAGGCCAAGCAAGAGGGCUUCCUUCCGGGCGGUGCUUCUCUACACAGCUGCAUGAGCGCUCACGGCCCCGACAGGACCACAUUUGAGAAAGCUUCCACGGAGGAGCUGAAGCCGGUGCGCAUUCCUGACACGACGUUGGCCUUCAUGUUCGAGUCAACCUAUCUCUUCUCCCUCACCGAGUUCGCCGAAGUUGCCGAUAACCUGGACCAGAACUACUACAAGUGCUGGCAGCCGCUCGACAAGCACUUUGCCCCCGACCAGUCGUAG